This is a messenger RNA of Nasonia vitripennis (jewel wasp), 3197 nucleotides long. It is a transcript of the gene calypso, whose product is annotated as ubiquitin carboxyl-terminal hydrolase calypso. Lineage: Eukaryota; Metazoa; Arthropoda; Insecta; Hymenoptera; Pteromalidae. The record is from RefSeq and is a predicted model, not a curated record. Bases 704 to 2581 code for a protein of 625 amino acids. Gene Ontology annotation, molecular function: cysteine-type deubiquitinase activity. Gene Ontology annotation, biological process: ubiquitin-dependent protein catabolic process; protein deubiquitination. Gene Ontology annotation, cellular component: cytoplasm. The transcript is spliced from 8 exons.
AGCUGCGCAAGGAUAUCGCGCAUGUGCAGUUUGUCUAACUCGCCAAUAUUUUUUACAAAUCACGGAAUUACUCCAUGUUACAAAUAUAUAAUUAAAUCGCGACUGUUGUUUAUUACUCUGACUCGCGAAGCAAUGAAAUGUUCUUGCACGACUGUGAUUUAUUUAGUUCAAAAAUGGGGUUAUAUCUAAAUUUGCAAAAAACAGCUGUUGGAAAAAAUAAAUGUAUUUAGGUAUAAGCUGAUGUGCAGGGCAAGUACGCAUGAAUUGACAAAAGGUGACCACUUGAAAACGCGCCUUUGUGUUUACUUAUAUUAUUUUUAGAUACAUAUUGUAUGUAUACUUAUAUUUGUCUCUAUUUUUUUUUUCGCUGAUUUGAAAAUCUGUGAACGCAUAAAGUGAAAUGGUAUAAGUUUGGAGCAAUUCUUUUUUUAGCAAGAAAUGUGAAAGUCGCCUGGAUUAAAAUCUGUUGUUAGGUAAUUUUGUGCAAGUGAUCACGUGACUAUGUCACGUGACCAAUAAGUAUAUUGGACAACCUAUACUAGUCGCAGAAUCAGUAGUAUUUUCCGUGAAUAAAGAAACAAAUGGCAUCUUGUACAGCUGAUACUUUGGAAUGGCAGAACAAAAGUAAUUUAGUAGCGUCAAGUAAACGUUUGGCAAGUGCGAUGUUUUCUUUGUGAAAAUUCAAAAAAGAAAUGACUUUAAAAUGCCUGUUGAUAUUAAUCGCUUGACUGAGGGUUGGCUGGAACUUGAAAGUGAUCCAGGUUUAUUUACCCUCCUUUUGGAAGAUUUUGGAGUGAAAGGAGUUCAAGUAGAAGAGAUUUAUGAUUUACAAAAAUCUCUUGAAGGUCCUGUCUAUGGCUUUAUAUUUCUAUUUCGAUGGAUAGAAGAGAGACGGUCUCGACGUAAAGUUGUUGAACAGGAUGAAAGCUUUGUCAAAGAUGAAGAUGUUGUCAACAACAUAUUCUUUGCACAACAGGUUGUCCCAAACAGUUGUGCAACCCAUGCAUUACUUUCUGUUUUACUUAACUGUCCCAGUAUUCAUUUGGGUACGACAUUGUCUCGUCUAAAGGUACAUACAACUGGAAUGUGUCCAGAAAACAAGGGCUGGGCCAUUGGAAACACACCAGAGUUAGCAUGUGCUCACAACUCCCAUGCAAUGCCUCAAGCAAAAAGGCGUCAAGAAAAAAACACAGCAGGUGUAUCUACUGGUAGAUUCACUGGUGAAGCCUUUCAUUUUGUUAGUUAUGUACCUAUUAAUGGUCGACUUUUUGAAUUGGAUGGUCUUAAGCCCUACCCUGUAGAUCAUGGCCCAUGGGAAGAGCAUGAAGAAUGGACAGAGCAGUUCAGAAGAGUCAUAACUGAUCGUUUGGGAAUAUCAACGGGAGAACAGUUACAAGAUAUAAGGUUUAAUUUAAUGGCUGUUGUACCAGAUAGAAGACUUGCUAUCUCUCAUAAAUUAACAAUGUUGAAGACAAACAGACAAAUAGUUCUAGAAGCUUUACAACAACUUGUCAAGCUAACAAAUCAAACAAACUCAGAAAAUCAUAAUAAUAAAAAUAAUAGUAGUAAUAAUAGUAUUAGUAAUAAUAGUAAUAGUACUGACAAUGAAAAGUCAGAAAAAUCAAAUGAAAAAAAAGAAAAGACUGAAGAUGAAAAUAGCACUGUAGUAAAAAAUGAAACUGAAGGUACAAAUCCCAUACCCGUCAUUAGUGUAGAAAGAUGCAAUGACACGACAAAUGAAAAUGAAGAGGCUUCCAAUUCUAAUGCAAAACCAUCGACAAGUGGCAUUGAAAAAGUAGUCAACGUUACAGCUCUUGAUUAUGCGACUCCUCUUCAGAUCCAAACAUCACCAGCUCAUAGUUCAUCAAGCACUGACACAUCAUCUGAAAUAGGUUCUGCUUUCAAUUCACCAACGCAAGCAUGGGGAUGGAAUUCAGGACAAAUUAGCCCUACAUCUACAAAAGAUUUCAAAAAAUUCGUUGUGAUCAGAGUGGCAGGGGAUGAAAAAAAUGAUAACAGCUUGAGUCGUUCCUUGAAUAAUAUUAAUAUUAAUGGCAAAAGGCUUGUAACCGAUAAUAAUCAAUUGAACAAGAAAGUCUGUUUGUCUGGUGAAGUGAGGAUUCCACAUGCAAGAGUAAAAACUAGUAACGGAGAUACAGUUACUGAAGAGAAAAAAGUUGAAAAGAUUGAUCCCAAACUUUGUUCUAAAUAUCCAGAACUUUUUGAACCGCAUACUUUUGCUCCAAAAGAUUUAUUAGCAUUAUUGAAAAAUUUAGAACACGAAAUCGGUAUCUGCGAGACUGCUUUAAAAGACGAAAACGAUAAACGCAACAAAUACAAGAUUGACGACUGCAGAAGGACUCACAAUUAUGACGAAUUCAUCUGUACAUUUUUAUCCAUGUUAGCACAACAGGGGAAAUUAGCUGAGCUAAUACAACAGCAUUUGCAACUGAAGAAACAGCCUACUGUGUCAGUCAGUAGAGUACACAGUAGAACGUCAAAGAAAACCGAGUCAUCUAAAUGUGCAUCUUCAGCACCUAGAAGACGAAAGGGAAGAACAAAAUGCAAAAGACGAAAGUAAACAUCCAAAACAACAUAGCUUUAAUGUUAAAAUGAAGUCUUUGAGUACCUUUGAAGUUCAUACGAUUUCACGUAUUAGUUUUACGUAGGACGUAUAUGCUUCUCAAUACUUGCUUAACUCUUUGUUGAAAUUGAUUUAUUUUAAUAAUUUUUAUUUGUACAAAGUAACUUAAAAAUAGAUUGUGAAAGUGGCAAAUUAUAAAUAAGAUAACAUAUAUUGUUAUUUUUAAUUCACAAUAAUACCCAGUUUACAAAUCAUCAUUAAAUAAAAUUAGAAUUUUUGUAAGAAUCUCUAAGUGAGUUUUUAUUGCUUAGGGUCUACAACAUUAAAAACAAUUUCUAUAGUCACUCAUAUAAUAUAUAUAUAUAUAUAUAGAUAUUUACAUUUCAUUUGAAAGAAAGUACUUGUUUAUCUUUAACUCUAAAAUUUACGUGUCAUCUAAUAAGUCUUAUUAUCUUGUAACGUCACAAUGUUUUGAGUUUAUAGUGGGCUAGGUGGUAUAAUUUUAUAUUCCUACAUAACUAAGGAUGUUGUUAGAUACAACAAACGUUGAAAAAAUAAUGUAUUUUGUACAUUGUAAUAAUAAAUAAAGUAAAACUGAUCUUCUAAAUUAAAA